CAUCGCAGCUCUCGCUUUCUCCGAAAAGCACUCACACACACACAUACACCCAGAGAAAGCCAAUAGAAAAUCGCACACAAGAAGCCACAGCGAUUUGCAGUGUACAUUUCGAGUUUUGCCGUUCGUGCGGCAGGCGAAAAGUGAAAGUCUCAAGAGUUAUUACCGCCCACCCAGCGCGAAUUCAUUCCGUUUGAUUUGCGAGCGCCCUCCCUCCUGUUGUUAUUGUUUUUGUUGUUGACUUAAAAUCAAUAAAAUCCGGCUGGCUCUUGCACAAUGGACUUCACCCGAUUCAUGAACAAGUUCAACGAGAUCGAGCGCCAACUGUCCCCCACCUCAGCGCUGCGCCUGAGCUUCGACAACAUCUCGCCGGAGACGGAAGAGCCGCCGGACGGGAACAAGCGGCUUUGGGGUGUGCCCGUGCCGCCCUUCGUCUCCGACAAAGUCGUAUCGUGGAUCGAGGAGGAGUUUAACGAGGCGCCCGUCUUCUACAAUGGCAACACUGUGCUCAAGAAGGUGGAAAACGUGCGGAUGAUAGAUCGCUACAACACCAAGAAUCCCACGGUGGGUACCCUAUAUCUGACAGCCACCCAUUUGAUUUUCGUGGAGCCCGACAGCAACAAGGAGACCUGGAUACUUCACAUGCACGUGGCCAGCAUUGAAAAGCUACCACUAAGCACCACAGGAUCGCCGCUGCUCAUCCGUUGCAAGACCUUCUUGUCGGUGACAUUUGUCAUACCCAAGGACUCCGAGUGCCACGAUGUAUACACCUCGCUCCUUAAGCUCUUCCAGCCGGUGUCCAUCAACAAAUUGUAUUGCUUCAAUUACCAACCGGCCAAGGAUGAUUUCCCCAAGAAUGCCGGCUGGGACUUCUUCAAGCUGGAGGCCGAGUUCAAGCACAUGCUGGUGCCCAACGAGAACUGGACGCUGUGCUCCAUGAACGAAAAGUACGAGCUGUGCGACACUUAUCCGCGUCAGAUCUAUGUGCCCAAGGAGGCCACCACGCUAAUGCUGAUCAGCAGCUCGCGAUUCCGCUCCAAGGGUCGCCUGCCAGCGCUUACCUAUCUGCACAAUAACAAGGCCUCCAUUUGCCGCUGCAGUCAGCCCCUGUCCGGCUUCAGUGCCCGCUGUCUGGAGGAUGAGCAAAUGCUGGAGGCCAUACGCAAGACAAAUCCAAACACAGACUACAUGUACGUGGUGGACACGAGGCCGCGGAUAAAUGCGAUGGCCAACAGAGCCGCCGGCAAGGGAUACGAGAACGAGGCCUUCUACGAGAACAUCAAGUUCCAUUUCCUGGGCAUCGAGAAUAUUCACGUGCAACGUGCCAGCCUGCAGAAAGUGCUGGAGGCCUGCGAACAAAAGUCACCGACGAUGAGCGCUUUUUUGAAUGCCCUCGAGUCAUCCGGCUGGCUGAAGCACAUACGCUCCAUAUUGGACACGUCGAGCUUUAUAGCCAACGCUGUGGACAAGGGUGUGUCUGUGGUGGUCCACUGCUCUGAUGGCUGGGAUCGCACUGCCCAGGUGUGCUCGCUGGCCCAGCUCAUGCUGAAUCCCUACUACCGGACCAUCAAGGGCUUCCAGGCUUUGAUCGAGAAGGACUGGCUGGCCUUUGGGCACAAGUUUAGCGAGCGUUGCGGUCACAUUCAGACGGAUGCGCGAGAAGUCUCACCGAUUUUUACCCAGUUCCUGGACUGCACCUGGCAGCUGAUGUCGCAGCGCAGCGAAUCCUUUGAGUUUAACGAGCGCUUCCUGCUGAUCCUACACGACCAUGUGCAUUCGUGUCAGUUUGGCACCUUUGUGGGUAACUGCGAGAAGGAUCGCCUGGACUUGAAGCUGGCAGAGCGCACAUUCUCCCUGUGGGGCUUCAUGGCCAACCACCUGAAUGAGUAUAUUAAUCCGCUGUACAAGCCCAAUGUGGAUGAGUCCAUCAAGGCCAACCUGGCGCCCCAGUGCAUCAAAUUCUGGCGGGGCAUGUACAGCCGUUUUGAGAGCGGCAUUCAUCCGCGAGAGCCUCUAGGCGAUCUGCUUCUCGAUAGCAAGGAACACUGCAACUCCUUGGAGGAUCACGUGCAGCAUCUAACCAAGCGCAUAGCCAGUUUCAAGAACUACAUCUCCAAAUCGGCCAAGAAGCUGCAGGAUGCCACCAGCAACACCGCAAAGGUCAGCAAGGAGCCCGCCAGCGCAGAGAUCAAUGAUAACAAAUACAAUUAUGACAAAAAGCUGAGCGAACUCUCGGCUGCCGAUGACGAUCAUCCUUUAAAAGCCAGCAACAUGUCCUUUGCCAGCUUGUCGCUGAAUGCGGAGCAAGCCAGUGCGCCGCAAACCUUGCCCGAGGAGAUCAACUCCGUGGCUGUGGACUGGAAGCCCAUGAGGAAUGUGACCACCUGCUCCUGUUCCACGCCCUUUGAUCAGUUUACGAAAAAGACCCAUUGCUGGCGCUGCGGGGACAUCUUCUGCGAGCGUUGCAUAGACAAGAAUGUGGCUUUGCCUGGACACGACAGUGGCAAGGCAGUGCCCGUGUGCCGCGGCUGCUUCCGGCAAAUGCAGAUGCAAAAGCAGAGCCCGUAAGGGGCAAGUCAGGCAGUGAUUGGAAAUGAUAACUCUAUUAAAUUAAAUUGUAUUGUA
Molecule: messenger RNA, 2622 nt
Organism: Drosophila kikkawai
Lineage: Eukaryota; Metazoa; Arthropoda; Insecta; Diptera; Drosophilidae
Gene: Mtmr6
Product: Myotubularin related protein 6
Biological process (GO): phosphatidylinositol dephosphorylation
Cellular component (GO): membrane; cytoplasm
Molecular function (GO): phosphatidylinositol-3-phosphate phosphatase activity; phosphatidylinositol-3,5-bisphosphate phosphatase activity; metal ion binding
Source: RefSeq, a predicted model, not a curated record